AUGUGGCCUAUUUCUCAGCCCCUACCAGAGGUGAAGCAACUUGUAUACCGCUUCUUCGCUUUGGUGGACACCAAUUCGCAAGAGAUAGGGCAAGUCUUAGCCGAUGAGAUCUUUACCCAGGAUGGUGUGUUAAUAACGGCGAAUGCCAUGUUUCAAGGGGCCGCUGAGAUAUCGCAAUCCAGAGAGGGUGCGUGGACGACGGUGAAAACUCGACAGCAUACAAUCUUGAAAAGCUAUGUGAACGACGCAUAUGGCACGGAUAUCUUUUUAGUUGGUAAAUUGGACAUGGAGACAUUGGCUGGAACAAAGACAAACCUGGAGUUUGUAGCUCGGAUGGAGAUCGAAGAACGAGCGUUGGGGCCCAGAAUAUGCAAAUAUCAGGUUGUCAGUCCAGCUCCACAAGUCUCGUAG
Molecule: messenger RNA, 411 nt
Organism: Aspergillus pseudotamarii
Lineage: Eukaryota; Fungi; Ascomycota; Eurotiomycetes; Eurotiales; Aspergillaceae
Exons: 2
Coding region: 1-411 (136 amino acids)
Source: RefSeq, a predicted model, not a curated record